CGCGGCCGAAAUAGUCGGCGUGCAGUAGCCGCGGGUGUCGACGCUGUGGUGUGGCGGGGCGUGGCAGGACGGCGGGGGCGGCGCGGAGGCUCAGUGGGUCGUCGGCCAGGCGCGAGGUGCAGCACGCUGGCCUGGUGGUGAUCGCGCCGGACACAUCAUGGCAGCGGACGCGGACGUGGCGUCGAUGGGCCUGGCGCUGCAGCACUUCUCAUGGCCCGACUACCUGGUGUUCGUGGCCAUGCUGGCCCUCUGCGCGGUCAUCGGCGUCUACUUCGGCUACCUGGCGCCCGGCCAGCGCGACGAGGACGAGUACCUGAUGGGCGGGCGCCAGAUGAAGACCCUGCCCAUCUCCCUCUCGCUCGUGGCCAGCUACAUCUCCGGCAUCACGCUGAUCGGCAUGCCCACCGAGGUGUACAUCUACGGCAUCCAGUUCCUCUACGGGAUCAUCGGCAUGGCGCUCUGCCUCACGUUCUUCGCCUGGGCCAUCCUGCCCGUCUUCCACGAGCUGCAGGUCAUGACGCUGUACCAGUACCUGCAGAUGAGGUUCGACCGUCGCGUGCGCCUGGCCGGCUCCGUGCUCUUCACCAUCUCCCUGGUACGAUCACCUGGCUUCCAGUCGUCAUCUACGUUCCCGCCCUGUCAUUUAAUCAAGUGACCGGCACCAACAUCCACUUCGUGACGCCGGCAGUGUGCACCGUCUGUGUCUUCUACACGUGUGUGGGUGGCAUGAAGGCGGUCGUGUGGACGGACGUGGUGCAGACCGUGUCUAUGAUGUCAUGCAUCCUCCUGGUGGCCAUCAAGGGCACCAUGGAUGUUGGAGGCUUCGGGGUGGUGAUGGAGCACGGCCUGCAGUCGGGCCGCAUCGAGCAGCCGGUAAUGCAGGCUGAUCCGUUCCUGCGACACACUGCCUGGGCGUGUGCCAUGGGGUCGUUCUUCCACGGGCUGGUGAGCUGUGGCAUGAGCCAGUCCAUGACGCAGCGCUACCUCGCGCUGCCCACCCUCGCCAAGGCCAGGAGGUCUGUGUUCUACUUCCUGGUGGGAUGCUGGAUGCUGAUGAUCGUGUGCUGCUACUGCGGCCUGCUCAUCCACGCCACGUACCACGACUGCGACCCGGUCACCACGAAGCUAGCGCGUGCCAAGGACCAGGUGUUGCCGCUCCUCGUCAUGGACACCUUGGGGACGUACCCGGGCCUGCCGGGGCUCUUCGUGGCCGGGGUGUUCAGCGCCGCACUCAGCUCGCUCUCGACGGGGCUCAACUCGAUGGCCGCAGUCGUGGUCGAGGACUUCUGGCGCCCCUUGGCCUCGGGGCCGCUGAGCGAGGCGGCCGUGCACAUCGUGAUGCGCGUCGUGGUCGUUGUGUUCGGCGCGCUGUGCGUCGGCCUCGUGUUCGUCGUGGAGCACCUCGGCGCCGUGCUGCAGCUCAGCGCCAGCCUCAACUCCAUCAGCUCCGGCCCCGUACUCGCCGUCUUCGUGGCCGGCGUCUUCCUGCCCUGGGUCAACGCCACGGGCUGCCUGGCGGGCGCGGCAGCGGGCCUGUCUUUCAUGGCGUGGAUGGUGCUCGGCGCCCAGCACGCCAUCGCCCACGGCCGGCUCUCCUUCCCCGAGCUGCCCCGGUCCGUGGACAACUGCAGCUACGCGUUCAACGCCACGGCCGCGAGCGUCCUGCCGCUCGCCGACCUCGAGCCGCCGAUGGGUCUGUUCCGGGUCUCUUACCAGCUGUACCCGUUCCUGGGGAUGUUCGUGUCGCUGGUCGUCUCGCUGCCCGUCUCUCUGCUCUGCAGGCCGUCGUCGCCGCCCGCCCAGGACCCGCGUCUCUUCUCGCCGCUGGUGCGUGGCCUCGUGAAGCCCGCCGCCGCCGCCCCCGAGAAGAUGUACAACGGUAACAACUGCGGCAAGACACUGAAGGAGUCUUCCUUAUGACACCGCUGGCAGCUAGUUUCCGCUUCCUCAGUUCCCAAUGAAAAACCAAAUAAAAACAGAAAAAAAGAAAA
Molecule: messenger RNA, 1991 nt
Organism: Frankliniella occidentalis (western flower thrips)
Lineage: Eukaryota; Metazoa; Arthropoda; Insecta; Thysanoptera; Thripidae
Gene: bumpel
Product: sodium-coupled monocarboxylate transporter 1
Exons: 14
Coding region: 211-1920 (569 amino acids)
Biological process (GO): transmembrane transport; sodium ion transport
Cellular component (GO): membrane
Molecular function (GO): symporter activity
Source: RefSeq, a predicted model, not a curated record